AUGGUUGACGAACUAAUUCAAGAAGAAAAGUUGAAUCGCUGUCACGGCUGUGCUAUUCAGCACCCAAGUCAAAGACAACAUUCGUGUGUUAUGAUGGGUAAAGAGGAUUCUUGGUUGUACUACCGGGAAGAUGUGGUGGAAAAAAUUGACCUGAAUGCCGUCCUGAACAAUGUUGAAAGAGUGUGUAAGGCUCUUGGUUUCAAGCUUGGUCAGUCAUGGAAAGUGUACGUCAGCGAGCUACCAAAGAUGCCUUGGACCAGCAUAUUUCUAGCUUCACUUGAGGUAGAUGGUUUUGAUGGUGAUAUUAAGAGUCGUGUCUUGCGCGCUAUACAUGACGGACCUAAUGGCCUAAUGGAGUGAGGUGACUAAAGCGAAUGAAACUAAAGUGUAGGAUACUUUAUAUGGUAAUGAUGGUAAAAAUGGUAAAAAUGGAUGUUUAAAUUUCAAGUGGGAGAUCGUGUUAGUAUCAGCAAAGUGAAGCGAAUGUUUGAAAAAUCUUACCUGCCUAAUUUCACGGAAGAAAUGUUUACUGUAUACGAACGAAUGGUGCGUCAAGUACCCGUUUACAAACUAAAGGAUGAUGCAGGUGAAAUCUUAGAUGGAACGUUUUAUGAACCCGAAUUACAGAAAAUAAUUAAGAACGAUGAUGUGUACCGCGUUGAAAAGAUUUUGCGCAAGCGAAAGCGUAAAGGAGUAGUUGAAUACUUUUUAAAAUGGAAAGGGUACCCAGACAAGUUUAAUAGCUGGAUAGCAGAGAGUAAUAUCUCAAAGUUGUGACAUUUUGUGUGAAGCCAAUAAAAGGGUUAUUUUAACUGAAAACAAAUGUUGUUGUGUAUAGUUAUAAAUUAUGAACGCCAGGAAUAAAUGUUCAUUUGAACACACGAAACGAUGGAGGUAACACAGUUCUACCUGCAUCUUCCAAGCAAUAGUAGCCUCGAUAAGUUUCCCAACAACACAUUAACGGAGUACCAUGUUGGUUUACCUCAAACCGUUAGCUUGACGGGGGACUGGGAAGUAGCGUUAACAGAAAUUCAUUAUCCUCACAGCUGGAAUAAUGUCCAAGGAAAUUUUGGUAAUCGAUUCUUCCUUCGGAACCAAGAAUUGUCCGGAGUAUGGGAGGUCCUAAUUAUACCACCGGGUCAUUAUUCUUCCAUUGAAGAUAUCUUAUCAAAGAUGAAAGGGCUGAUCGAGAAUGUAAAGCGUUUCAAUAACGAUGUAACAUUUUCCUACGAUACGUUCACUAGAAAGGUGACUGUUCACCUACAAAAUAACGUAGAACUUUUCUUUGGUAACAUUGGAUUCCUGCUGGGAUUUUCACCAGAAGAAAUUAUUUCUAAUACCUCUACCGCUGAAAGACAAGUGGAUUUGGAGUACGGCUUUCACGACCUUUUAAUUUACUGUGAUAUUAUUCAGUCACAAUAUGUUGGAGAUGCAUUGGCACCUUUGCUUCGAAUUGUUCCUGUAGAAGGAAAGGUCGGGGAGCGAGUCAGUAAAUCAUUUUUGCACCCCCAAUAUUUACCUGUCAGCAGAAAGCAAUUUGAAACCGUCGAAGUCGAUAUAAACACAGACACAGGCGAGUCUGUACCAUUUGAGUUUGGGAGAGUGCUGUUAACACUUCAUUUUCGUCAAAGUGCACCUCAGUACUUUUAAGAUGA
This is a messenger RNA of Porites evermanni, 1655 nucleotides long. NCBI's taxonomy places the organism in Eukaryota, Metazoa, Cnidaria, Anthozoa, Scleractinia, Poritidae. The record is from the annotation of a GenBank genome assembly.